AGUAUGAAGGAGAAACUGACUCCGCCACUCUCUACAGCACAGGCACGACUGUCGUUGCCGCGGCCUGACUAGACAACCCCAGCGACAGAGGAGGUGUAGGCUAUGCGUGAACCUCUGUCUGCUCUUCAUACACACCGGCGGAAAUUACUAUCUGUUGAAAAGUUGAAUGGGUGACUAUAGGGUUCCAGCGCUUUCCAUAGUAGCCUCUAUAGCAGUGACGCGCGCGGUCUGGGAUAAGAAUGACUUCAACAUCGGAAGGGAGACGAAAUAUCCUACAUACCUUGUUGGAUUAACAACAUAAUAGACUAAACUUGCAACAGGACAGUCGGGCAGGAGACUGAAAACUUUCCAGGCUGACUGGCUGUCUGUCAUGAAGAAGCGAGCUAAUGAGGUGUUGGAGCCGGAUGAGCCUCUGUGCUGCUGUGAGUUUGUGGACCGUCAGGGGGAGCGGAGCCAUGUGGCAGCCUGCUGCUGUGACUGUGAGGACCUGGACGAUGCCUGUGACAGAUGGCUGAAGAAAGAGCCCCAGAAGGCAGAUUCACUGUCCCGUCUGGUUACCAUGGUGAGCGACCGCCUCCGUGUUCCCUGGUUCUGGGGCGGAGCUCGGCGUGUUGAUCUAUCGGUGCUGCCCCCGCUGCUCCUACUUCCUGUCCUCCUACACAUCGCAGCCCUUCACUUCCUGUUGGGCAUGGUGGUUCUGACCGCUCUACCGGUCCUGGUUCUAUGGUACUACUACGUCACCCACCGUAAGAAGGGCCGGAAUCUGUUCUUCCUCAGCCUGGCCCUGUUCUCCCUGGGCUACAUGUACUACCUCUUCCUCACCGAGGUCUUCCCCAGGGGGGGCGUAGGGCUAACCCAGCUGGGUACAGUGACCCUGGGGGUGGCCCUCACUCUGGCCUCACUCAUCCACACCAAGAGAGAGCCCGGCUACGUACGGCCUCACACGGCCGACGUCCACAGCACGGUGACCUAUCACAGCUCACCUCCGGACAGAGACCCUGCCCACACUGGCCUCAACGGGGUCGGGCAGGAAGUGGUGCUAGCCAAUCGGGGGAGUGGGUCGGAGCAGCAGGGCCAAGGGGUGGAGCAGAGGGAGAGUGGGCGGAGCAGGAAGUGGUGCUCUCUGUGCAGGGUGGUGCGGCCCCCCAGGGCGGGACACUGCAGGAUCUGUGGUGUCUGUGUCCUGAGGCUGGACCACCACUGUGUCUGGAUAAACAGUUGUGUGGGCCAGGCCAAUCACCGCAGCUUCCUGUCGACACUCCUCCUCUUCCUGUUGACCUCUCUGUAUGGUAUCAGUCUGGUGCUGCGCAGCGUGUGUCCCCAACAGAACCUGCUCAGCGCCCUGCUCUACUGCCCAGGUGUCUACAAUCAGUACAGCUCGGCACUGUGUUUCACCUGUGCGUGGUACAGCAGCAUAGUGACCGGUGGCCUGCUGCACCUGCUGGUCCUGCAGCUCAUCAACGUCAGCUACAACGUGACGGAGCGAGAGGUGCGCACCGCCCUCCGAGACAAGACCGCCCGCAGCCGCUACUGGGGCCUUGUCGUCGACACAGGAGUCUACUCGCAUGGUUUCCGUGGCAACUGGGCAGAGUUCCUGACAAUGGGAGAAGGCCUGCACACACCCUCACCCAGUCUCACUGACUUGGUGUAGCUGAGCUGCUCAUCGUCAUUACACCUUUAGAAGUGACUGAUCAAUUGGACGAUCCAGGUAGAAGUUGCCCACAGAAACAGAUCUAGGAUAAUUUUACCCUCAUACCACAGGAGGCUGCUAAGGGGAGGACGGCUCAUAAUAAUGGCUGUAACGGCGCAAAUGGAAUGGCAUCAAAUACGUGGAAACCAUGUGUUUGGUGUAUUUGAUACAAUUCCACUAAUGCUGCUCCAUCCAUUACCACGAGCCCGUCCUCUUCAAUUAAGGUGCCACCAACCUCCUGUGCCUCAAAGAAUCCUGACUUGAAUCGUUAGGGGGAAGAACACAAAACAGACCUUGGAUCAGUGUCUAGGGGUAACUUCACCCUCAGUGAUAUGGGCUAGAGUUGAAGGAUGCAUCUGCUGUACUGUCUUUCACCAACAGAUGGCAGCAUAUCUCCACCUCAGACUGUUCUGACUGCCAUCACCUUCUCUCCCCAGUUGUCCCAAAUAUAUAUAUAUACACUAGAUGACUGACAGGAGGCACUGUAUUGAAGCACCUCCAUCUUGGCACUGCCCCACUGUUGUAAAAAACAUUUUGGAAACUAUAGAAAUGCAUUUACCAAAUGUCAACAUUAGUUUUUACAACGUUUAUUCUGUUACAGACACCUUAAUGCAGCAUUUCCCAAACUCUGUUAUCAGGAACCCAACGUGUGCAUGUUUUAGUUUUUGCCCUAACAUUACACAGCUGAUUCAAAUGAUCAAAGCUUGAUGAUUAGUGGAGUAUUUGAAUCAGCUGGGUAAUGCUAGGGUAAAAACCAAAACAUGCACACCCCUUAGGAUCCCGAGGACCAAGUUUUGGAAACCCUGCUAAUAAAUUACACUGAACAAAAACAUAAACGCAACAUGUAAAGUGUUGGUCCCAUGGUUCAUGAGCUGAAAUAAAAAAUCCCAGACAUUUUCCAAACUCACAAAAAGCAUAUUUCUCUCAAAUUUUGUGCAGAUUUUUAUACAUCCCUAUUUAGCAUUUCUCCUUUGACAAUAUAAUCCAUCCACCUGACAGGUGUGGUAUAUCAAGACACUGAUUAAACAGCAUGAUCAUUACACAGGUGCACCUUGUGCUGGGGACAAUAAAAGACCACUUUAAAAUCUGCAGUUUUGUCACACAACACAAUGCGACAGAUGUUUUGAGGGAGUGUGCAAUUGUUAUGCUGACUGCAGGAAUGUCCACCAGUGCUGUGCCAAGAGAACUGUUCAUUUCUCUACCAUAAGCUGCCUCCGUCGUCUUAGAGAAUUUGGCUGAGCUAAAUUAUUAAUUUUUUAAAAGUACUAAUGUUACUGUGACUAAGUACAAAACAAAUCCUAAAUACACAUAAUUUUGUUCCUGAAACAUUUAAAUGAAAUACUGUAGAAUUCCAUUCAUUUCUAUGGAGGACUGCUGCCACUGGGCAGGGCCAAUAUGGCUGACCGGUGUUUUCAAAGUCUCUCAUUGGUGAAUACAUAGCAACAGCAAUCCAGUGUUUAUACUGUAUAAAUCAUUGGUAUCGCCACAUCCGUGCCACGGUGAAACGUACACUCAUGUAGAUCUGAAAAAUGUAAUGGUGAAACUUGCUAGCCAACCAAAAAAACAAGUCAGGAAAAUCCUUGUCCUGCAAAGAACCAUUAUUUUUAUAGUUGAAAAAAUAGAUUUAGCAAGCAGUAGGUAUUUAUAAUUACAUGUGGAAUGGAGCUUUAUCAUUGAUGAAGGACCUUAAAUUAUUCUGCAAUAAUUUAUUCGAAAAACACAAUUUCCAUAAUUUGUCGCAAUAAAGUUUGAAAAAAUAAAAAUCUACUCCUGUCGAACGAAUUAAAGUGUUGUCGAUGUUUAGAACAUUUGUCCUAUACUGUAUCUGCCGUUUCCAUUAGGCUACACACGUUUUUUGGCGACAUUGGUUUUUCCCCCAAAUAAACCUGUAAAUGGGAACCCUGCCUACAGUGAUCAGUUCUGUUGUGAAGUAGCGCCCAAGUCAAUACCCUGUCCCUUAGCUAAACCAUUUCCUACAACUACAAUAACACAACCACGUAUGGUACCGUGACUGACAGCCCCAAUCUCAUCUCCACCUUUCAUUUUUUUAAAUCUCUGCUUGACCUUGUCUUCCAUUAUUGGGUUGCAAUUACUCCAUGCAUCUUUCAUCCCUCCAUCGAUCGUUCUAACAUUAAUUCUCUCACCUUCCUCAUUUUGUAUCCCCUGCUGCGCCCUGUUUUCCCUUUAUAAGCAUGUGUUCGACCACAGUGAGCCCAAAGAAGAUGUGUGCUUUUCUGUAGACAACUGUCUACAAAGCCUCCCCUUUGUGAAUGAAGUCAAGAAACUGGUGGACAAGCUGAAGCACCUUCCUGCUGAGGAUUCGAUCUACACCAGUGGGCCAGCAACCUUCCAGCAGUCAUCGAACACCUACUUCCAGAGUCCAGGUCGGAGAGCAGUGAGCUGUGAUUAACCCAGGAUGGCGUGGAACCCCAAGAGCGCACCCUUGGAUUACAAUGGCAAUGUCUGUCUGACACUCUUGGAAAUAAGCACGGUCACAUGGAGAAAGUUGAACCCACCAUGCGCAACAUAUAUUGGAUCCUUGCCAGCCAAUAUGAUCCACUUGGCUUCCUCGUCCCAUACACCACACGGUCCAAGGUUGUGGUUCAGAGGCUCUGGGAUAAGAAAAGAGGGUGGGAUGACCCAGACCUACCUGGGGUCAUCCUACUCACCUGAAGAUCUUCUCCAAGUGUGGCUUAUUUGGGAGAACGAAUUUCCAGUUGUCUCAGGUCACACUGCCAAGGUGUUACGUCUGCCCCGACAUGGAUCUCCAGCACAAGAAGUGUUCAUGUCUUCAGUGAUGCCUCAGAAUGUGCGUGCAUUGCCGUUGCGUACCUCCGUACUGAAGACGGCAAGAACAAGAGUGGCCCCAAAACGACAACAGUCGAUGCCAAGUCUCGAGCUCUGCGCUGCACUCACCGGUGCCCAGCUGGCCAUGGUCAUCAGAAAAUAACUCACCCUGGAAAUCCAUGAGGUCACGUACUGGUCAGAUUCUACAACAGUCUUAACCUGGCUCCAGUCAGACUCUUGCAGGUACAAAGUAUUUGUAGGCAGUGGUCUCUCCUUGAUGUAGCCCAGUUCAACACUUUCCAUGAGCUGGUGGAAGCUACAGUGCAGUUGCUACACAGGGCGGCCAGUAGUGCCGACAGCCCUUCAGCCGACUAUUUCAAACUUCCCAGAAGACCUCUCCCUACUAGAGGCAAGCAAGCCAAUCCCUCCGAGCAGCCGUCUGGUGACACUGGCCCCGGAGAAUGACAACGACACCGGACUGUUUUGUGUUGGUCGCCUUCGGAGGUGGUUCUGGACUCAGGUCAUCCCCUCACCAGGUUUGCUGAUCAAGAAAUAUGAUGAGCAGCUGAGGCCCAGAGAGGGUGUUUGCUGAGUUACAUCGAAGGUUCUGGAUUCUGAGAGGGAGGGCAGCCAAUCGCCAUUUUCAGUUUGGCUGCACCGAAUGCAGGAAGUGGCGAGGCCAGCCAGAUGUGCCUAGGAUGGUUGACCUGCCUCCAGCCCGACUGUCUCCACAAGCCCACAUUCUAUUCUACAGGCGUGGACUGCUUUGGACCGUAUAUCAUCAAGAAAUGAAAACAGAUGGGGCAUCAUCUUUAAGUGCAUGACCAUCUGAGCUGUACAUGUGGAUCUACUGACAAACAUGGAUUCUGAUUCGUUCCUAAUGGCGUUGACGCUUCAUCGCUCAAACAGGAAAGCCCUUUAAGAUUCUGUCUGACCGGAGAACAAAUUUCAAGGGAGGGUAGCGAGAGCUACAGGAGGCCUUCAUGACUCUCCACUCACAGCUCCAGGAACAGUUAGCCAGUCAGAAGAUUCACAUCGCCUUCAACUCACGAAGUGCACCACACUUUGGAGGAUGCUGGGAGAGGGAGAUCAGAUCCAUCAAGACUGCCCUGCAAACCACCCUUGGUGCGCAGACCAUCUCCGAUUAGGUGCUGAGGACUGUCCUAAUCGAAAUAGAAGGGAUCUUGAACUCCAAGCCCGUGGGAUAUGUAUCGUCGGACAUCGCGGAUACGGAUCCAAUCACUCCUAAAGUCGCAAAAGAUGGAGACAGCCAGGUUCUAGCCAACCAUUUCUGGAACUGCUUCACAUGGAACUACUUACCUGCACUUCAAGGCCGCCAUAAGUGGCACAGGGAUAAGGAAGACCUUGUAGAUGGGACCGUUGUGAUGAUGGUGGAUGAUCAGUCUCCUAGGGCAAGCUGGCAAGUUGGAACUGUCAAGUCAGUUAUCAGACAGGAAAGUGAGGACAGCAGAGAUCCAAGUCAACGACAGAACCUAUGUCAGGCCUGUUGCUCGACUCAUCCAGCUGCCCCCCCAUUCCUCAAGAAGCUACUGACCCUUAGUUGGCUUGUCAGUUGAAGCAAAUAUGUACAACACAUUUGGAGGCGGCUGUAAAAACGGCCAGCUCAACUCCUUUCCAAGACCCCAACUUUCUUUUGGUUUGUCUAUUGGAAUAAGGUCACACCAAUCAUAAUUAUUAGCCAAUCAGCAGCCUUUCCCCCCGUAAUUUAGCAUAAUACCCUUUCCUGCUUUUUCUCUCCUGCUAGUUCUACCUUGGAAGAAAUUGCUUUUCUUUCUGAUGUUUAUUGUGCGUGCAGCUAAAUGUAAGUGCCAAAAAAUCCUGAUGUCGUGUUGUUUGGAGCUAAAUAGUGUCUGUUGUAAAUACAGUUGAAGUCGGAAGUUUACAUCCACUUAGAAUCAUUAAAACUUGUUUUUCAACAACUCCACCAAUUUCUUGUUAACAAACUAUAGUUUUGGCAAGUCGGUUAGGACAUCUACUUUGUGCAUGACACAAGUCAUUUUUCCAACAAUUGUUUACAGACAGAUUAUUUCAGUUAUAGUUCAUGGUAUCACAAUUCCAGUGGGUCAGAAGUUUACAUACACUAAGUUGACUGUGCCUUUAAACAGCUUGGAAAAUUCCAGAAAAUUAUGUCAUGGCUUUAGAAGCUUCUGAUAAAUUAUGUCAAUUAGCCUGAGUCAAUUGGAGGUGUACCUGUGGAUGUAAUUCAAGGCCUAAAUUCAAACUCAGUGCCUCUAAUUUCCAAACGCCUGAAGGUACCACGUUCAUCUGUACAAACAAUAGUACGCAAUUAUAAACACCAUGGGACCAAGCAGCCAUCAUACCGCUCAGAAAGGAGACGCGUUCUGUCUCUUAGAGAUGAACGUACUUUGGUGCGAAAAGUACAAAUCAAUCCCAGAACAACAGCAAAGAAUCUUGUGAAGAUGCUGGAGGAAACAUGUACAAAAGUAUCUAUAUCCACAGUAAAACGAGUCCUAUAUCGAUGUAACCUGAAAGGCCGCUCAGCAAGGAAGAAGCCACUGCUCCAAAACCGCCAUAAAAAAAGCCAGACUACGGUUUGCCACUGCACAUGGGGAAAAAGAUCGUGCUUUUUGGAGAAAUGUCCUCUGGUCUGAUGAAACAAAAAUAGAACUGGUUUGCCAUAAUGACCAUCGUUAAGUUUGGAGGAAAAAGGGGGAGGCUUGCAAGCUGAAGAACACUAUCCCAACCGUGAAGCAUGGGGGUUUCAGCAUCAUGUUGUGGGGGUACAUUGCUGCAGGAGGGACUCGUGCACUUCACAAAAUAGAUGGCAUCAUGAGGGAAGAAAAUUAUGUGGAUAUAUUGAAGCAACAUCUCAAGACAGCAGGAAGUUAAAGCUUGGUCGCAAAUGGGACUUCCAAAUGGACAAUGACCACAAGCAUACUUCCAAAGUUGUGGCAAAAUGGCUUAAGGCCAUAAAGUCAAGGUAUUGGAGUGGCCAUCACAAAGCCCUGACCUCAACCCUAUAGAACAUUUGUGGGCAGAACUGAAAAAGCGUGUGCGAGCAAGGAGACCUACAAACCUGACUCAGUUACACCAGAUCUGUCAGGAGGAAUGGGCUAAAAUUCACUCAACUUAUUGUGGGAAGCUUGUGGAUGGCUACCCAAAACGUUUGACCCAAGUUAAACAAUUUCAAGACAAUACUACCAAAUACUAAUUGAGUGUAUGUAAACUUCUGACCCACUGGGAAUGUGAUGGAAGAAAUAAAAGCUGAAAUAAAUAAUUCUCAACUAUUAUUCUGACAUUUCACAUUCUUAAAAUAAAGUGGUGAUCCUAACUGACCUAAGACAAGGAAUUCUUACUAGGAUUAAAUGUCAGGAAUUGUGAAAAACUGAGUUUAAACGUAUUUGGGUAAGGUGUAUGUAAACUUCCGACUUCAACUGCAUGUACCAUUUUUGUUAAACUUGCUAGCUAGCUCGUGUACUCCCGCAGGUGUUAGCAUUAGCAUCGUCAUACUGAAUGCAUUACUAUUUAGCAAUUAGCAUUUGUCUGUGGCACUAAGCUAUUUUCGGUUGUAGAUCGCUUAUUGUUUUAUAAUGUGUAGAUAUUUCGACAUUGCUCUAUUGUCCUUUGUGCAUCUAGCAUGUGUUUGGGUCCACACAGCCUGUUUAGUUGUUGACAUGGAAAUAUGCAUUUUUUCUCCAUACUGUGCAAUAGCCUAAGUUCUCCUUUCAUUACAGAACCACAAUUAGUAUCAGAGAGAGUGGUGUUGUAUGUGGAGCUUAAUUAAACCCUUGAACUGGAACUACUGCUUUCUCGUGGUCCGAAGGACACGCUGUCGCCACCGGCCUAAAAUCCAGCACCUCUAAGUUUAACCCUUUUUAUUGGUCCUUCGAAUUCAUAAACAACCCAUAUUUUUCAAUAGUGCACAAUGUAAAAACAUAAUAUUCCACA
Molecule: messenger RNA, 8407 nt
Organism: Salvelinus fontinalis (brook trout)
Lineage: Eukaryota; Metazoa; Chordata; Actinopteri; Salmoniformes; Salmonidae
Gene: zdhhc23b
Product: zinc finger DHHC-type palmitoyltransferase 23b
Exons: 5
Coding region: 371-1651 (426 amino acids)
Biological process (GO): peptidyl-L-cysteine S-palmitoylation; protein targeting to membrane
Cellular component (GO): Golgi apparatus; endoplasmic reticulum
Molecular function (GO): protein-cysteine S-palmitoyltransferase activity
Source: RefSeq, a predicted model, not a curated record